Rhopilema esculentum is the source of this 7919-nucleotide messenger RNA. NCBI's taxonomy places the organism in Eukaryota, Metazoa, Cnidaria, Scyphozoa, Rhizostomeae, Rhizostomatidae. The record is from RefSeq and is a predicted model, not a curated record.
UUCUACAGCGCGCAUAGCAACCAUUUAGUUAUGUUAUAUUCUUAGAUAUAUUGCUUUUUAAAGACAACAGACAAUUUUCUCUAUUAAUUAUAUAUUGCUUUAUUCACUUGAGGACUCGAAGUAGCUUAAUUUGUUUUGUUAUGAUAUUAUAUUUACGUACUUGUCUCCUGUUAAUGUGUACGUGAACAAGGUAAAGGAAACUGAUAUUCGUGAUGUAUUUAAAACCUACGCACGACCUUUGUAUCGGUAUAAGCAAAUAUAGGUUCACUGAUUUGACAUGUUGAUUAGCUGAGUAAUGUAAAUUGAGUUAUAAAAGUACAGUAGGGCAGUGUUAGCGUAAAAUGUGUUGAGGAAAGACGUGUAGAUAAAUUGAGAUAUGAUGAGACAAGGCGUACGUUUGAGUUUUAUUUGAAGAGAUUUCUUGGUUCGUGGAGAAGUAUAUAUGUUUCGAGCCAGCGUAAAUGAGAUAGAUUGCGAUCUAUAACACUUGGUCCACCGAAGAAGCCGCAUAUAUCAUGAGCCUUGAAAAAGAAGAAGCAGAUAUAUUGAAAAAGAAGCGGAGCGUUUUUCGAAGAAACACGACGAAACUCGUGAACAAGGUUUUAGACCUGAGAAAUGCUGAUGGAGAAAACGAUACCAUACUGCUCAAAUCUUUUAGUGAACAGUUAAAAACUCAACGGGAUGAGCUGAAAGAGUUAGAUAAUAGUAUCUUUGAAUAUGUUCUCGAAAACGAAGACGAAGACGCGUGUGAUAAAGAAGUUGAAGAAUCUGGAGAAUAUUCGGGAAAAAUAACACAUGCCUUGGUUUUUAUCAACGAAGAACUGGGAGGAGACGAUGACGCCUUUUCAGUGAAGUCAGGUAGUUCGCGUAGAAUGCAGAGGAGUGCAUCGAAAGAGAGUGUUGCUUCCGAAUGCUCGCAGUAUUCAAACCAAAGGGACACUGGGAAGAGAAAAGUUCGCGUGAAAUUGCCGCAGUUAGAAAUAAAGAAAUUUUCGGGAAAGAUACAAGAGUUUCAAGAGUUUUGGGACAGUUUUGUGAGCGCGAUUCAUGAGAACGAUGAGUUAGCGAAUGUAGAUAAAAUGAAAUAUUUGAAGGGAUAUUUGGAGGAGCCUGCGAGAUCAGUCAUUUCCGGAGUGCCUAUUACUGAUUCAAAUUAUCAGACCGCAAUCGAAUUGUUGAAGAAAAGAUUUGCGAAACCGAGUAUGCUGGAACAUGCCCACAUAAAUCAAAUGGUCAACAUGCAACCAGUUUUCAAUGAAGAUGACGUCAUCAGGCUGAGGAAAUUCAGGGAUCAAAUCGAGACGAAUUUUCGUGGAUUGGAGGCUCUGUCUGUCGAUCAAGGAACCUACUCCAAGAUUGUGGUGCCUGUGUUGGUGGAGAAGUUGCCAAAGCAGUUGAAAUUUAGCAUGGUGCGAUCACGAAGAAAAAGCGUCUUGGAAUGGAGUUUGGAUGAGCUGAUUGCAGAACUUGAUUUGGAGCUUGAAGUUCGGGAAAAUCAUGCAGAAUUUGUAAAGAUCAGUGGACGGCCUAAUAAGCAAGAUGAAGCACCAAGACAACUAACGAGAUGGAAGGGACCGAACACUGCAAGUGCACUUUUUACACCUGAGGGAAAGCAGAAGUGUGUUUACUGCACAGGAGACCACAAGCCAAAUGAAUGCACAAAUCAUACGGACCCUGAGGACAGGAAAAGUAUCCUUAAGAAAUGUUUUAGGUGUUUUAUUUGUCUUAAAGCCAACCACAGGUCUUUUGAAUGUAGAUCAAAGUUGCGAUGUCCGCAGUGUAAGGCUAAGCAUCACGUCUCUAUUUGUAGCAGCAUGCCAUUUAAGCCAGAAAAUAAGGAUGCGCCUGCGAAUAAGCUAAGCCCUAAUGCCCCAGCUUGGGUUGGAAGCAUGUGUUCUGGGGACAGUGUGGCCUUGCAAACAGCCUUGGCAAAGGUGAAUGACAAAAAAGGAUGCAAUGUGAGAGUGCUAUUUGACUCUGGGAGUCAUAGAUCCUUCAUUUCUGCCAUGGCUGUAGAAAAUUUAGGACUCAGGCCAGUGAGAAGAGAAAAUUUGAGCAUAAAGGCCUUUGGGUGUAGAGAAACAGAUGACAGUAUGAGAGAUGUAGUAGAAUUUUAUCUUUUGCCUUUGAUGGGAGAAAAGAGAGUGAAAGUUUCUUGUUAUGUUGUUGAUAAUAUAACUAGUAUUGCGAAUAUUCAUGUUGAAAAAGUAAAAAAACUUUACCCCCACUUGCACAUGAUAUAUUUUUCAGAUGUUUCUAGGUUUGAGGACAAGCUGAAUAUCCAGAUUUUAAUUGGCUCAGAUUUUCAAUGGGAGUUCAUGGAGGGGGAAGAAAUACGAGGGGGGCCACAUGAACCUGUGGCAGUGAAGACAACUCUUGGGUGGGUUUUGUCUGGACCCUUGAAAGGUGAGAAAUUUGACUCUUCUCCUCAAUGCUCAGUAAAUUUGUUGCCAUGCGAAUCUUCUGCGAAGGGGAUUGAGGAACAGGUAAACAAACUUUGGGAUCUUGAUAGCUUAGGCAUAAGGCCUAAGGACAAUGUGCAUGAAGCUCUACUUGAUGACAUUGUAUUUACAGGAGAGAGAUAUUCAGUAUCAUUGCCUUGGAAGGAAGGUCAUGGUCCUUUGCCAUUAAAUUACAACAAUUGUGUUGCUAGAUUGAAAUCGCAAGUAAGAAAGCUCAAGCAGGAUCCUAAGAUCUUGCAUGAAUAUGAUAGAAUUAUUUCAGAGCAGUUGCAAACAGGUAUCAUUUCAAAGGUAUCCGAAAUGGAGGAUGCAGAAAGAGUUUCAUAUCUGCCACAUUCAGCAGUUGUACGUGAAAAUGCAGAAACAACUAAGGUAAGAGUUGUUUACGAUGCUUCUUGUAAAGAUAGAAAUACAGGAACCUCCUUAAAUGACUGCUUGCAUGUGGGUCCAUCAUUGACACCAUUAAUUUUUGAUAUUCUUUUGCGGUUCAGAGAUGCAAGAGUAGCUCUUGUUGGCGACAUUGAAAAAGCUUUUCUGAACAUUGAGGUAAAUGCUAAAGAUCGUGAUUGUUUGAGAUUUCUCUGGUUAAAUGACAUCAGUGCAGAAAAACCCGAGAUCAUUGUGCUCAAGUUUAAUUCUGUUGUCUUUGGUGUUAAUAGCUCACCAUUCAUUUUGAAUGCUGUUUUGCGUCAUCAUCUUUCUACCUUUCAGGAGUCUGACCCAGACUUUGUCACGCAAAUGUCACAGUCUUUCUUUGUUGAUGACCUUGUAACCGGUUGCCCUAAUGUAGCAGAAGCAUAUUCCCUCUUUUGUAAGGCAAGAGAGAGAAUGAUGAAAGGGGGAUUUUCACUACGAAAAUGGAAAACAAACAAUGCUGAGCUUAGGGAACAGAUUCUGCAGAAAGAGAAAGGAAAUGAAAGUGUAGAUUCCCAAGAAGAGCAAUCCUUUGCCAAAGAAUCAUUAGGACCUCUGCAGGAAACAGGGGGGAAGACCAAAGUCUUAGGUAUAAUCUGGGAUAAUGAGAAAGACACACUUGAAUUUGACCUGACAAAAAUGGCUAAAAAUAUUCAGGUAGAGAGGCCCACAAAGAGAGGCAUUUUGAGCACUUUAGCCAUGUCAUUUGACCCUUUAGGUCUAACAAGCCCCAUAGGGGUGCAAGCUAAAAUUAUUUUUCAGGAUCUUUGCAAAGAGAAGCUUGAGUGGGAUGACCCAAUCCCUGAGAGCAAGGUUGCAAAGUGGGAGGAAUGGAUACAUGGGCUAAAUGAGGUGAAAACAUUAACAAUUUCAAGAUGUGUGUAUGAUGAAAAUGAAGGUGAGUUGUUGAGCUGUCAACUGCAUGGAUUUGGAGAUGCUAGCAAAAGGGCAUACUGUGCAGUUGUGUUUCUUGUUUGGGAAACAACAAAAGGCAGGUAUACAAAGCUGCUGUGCUCUAAGACAAGGGUAGCUCCACUCAAAGAUCUUACAAUUCCACGUCUUGAGUUAAUGUCUGCCAGAAUUUUAGCUGUCCUCAUGGAUAAUGUUUACAAAGCACUGUGUUCACAAGUCAUCAUUGACAAGGUAAAGUACUGGCUUGACAGCAAAACCGCUCUUUACUGGAUAUAUAACCAGGGAGAGUGGAAGCAAUGGGUGCAGUUUCGUGUGUCAGAAAUCUUGAGAUUAACAAAGAAGUCAGAUUGGCGUCAUGUAGGAGGCAAAGAUAACCCUGCAGACCUAGGAUCUAGGGGAGUGUCAGCAUUAGUUUUGAAAGACAGCAAAUUGUGGUGGGAAGGCCCAAAAUGGUUGAGAGAGAGUGAAAAUAAUUGGCCUACUAGUUUAGUGCUUGAAGAUUCAACUGAGAUAAAAGAGGAAAGAAAAAGGAUGCCUAUUGUUUUGAGUGUAGUUACAGAAAAAGUUAGGACAUUGAGCAAUGUUGUGAAUGUGGAAAGAUUUAACUCCUUGACUAAAUUGCUCAGAGUGACGGCAUGGGUCAAAAGGUUUGUUAACAAUCUGAAACACAAAAAAGAGAAAAAAGAAUUGGAAAAGGGGAACUUGGCGGUAGAGGAGAUAAUAGGUGCAGAAAGAAUUUGGAUACAAGAUGCACAGAAAAUGUUGGAAGAGAGUGCAAAUUUUGAGAAAACCAGAGUUCAUCUUGGGAUUAUUGAGAAAAAUGGACUACUCGUCUGCCAGGGAAGGCUGGAAAACUCAGACUUAGAUAUAGAAUCAAAGUACCCUAUUAUUCUGCCCAAGGAGCACAAAUUAGCUCAGUUGAUUGUGUUAGACUGUCAUGAGAAAGUUCACCAUUUGAAGGUAAGAGCUACACUAGCUGAGUUAAGAUCCAGAUUUUGGAUAACUAGUGGAAGACAGUUUGUCAAAAAGAUUCUAAAACCAUGUUUUCGUUGCAGGUAUCUUGAUGGAAAGUCGUUCAAUGCACCAGCCACAGCAGCCUUACCAGACUUCCGAGUAAGUGAAGCACCGCCAUUCAGCACUACUGGUGUGGACUUUGCGGGGCCACUGUUUGUGAAAGCUGAAGGUGGUUUACGUGAAGCACACAAGCUGAAGCAAGCAAAAUCCAAUGCAAUCUGUAAGGGAGACAUAGUCAUUGUGCAAGAUGAAAGCAAUGUAAAGAGAAACACUUGGAAGAUAGCAAUUGUAGAAGAACUUAUAAAAGGAAAGGAUGGUGAAACCAGAGGAGCUAAGGUUAGGAAAGCAUCAAAGAAGGGUAAGCCUGAAACUCUAAAUCGCCCACUUCAAAAACUUUAUCCUUUAGAGAUUCAUUGUUCUAAUGUUUGUAAGGAAGGUAAGGACGGAGGGAAAAGUAUGGAAGAAAUGUUGAAAGUGAAUGACAUGGAUGAAGUGAAGAAUGCGAAUGAGAACACUGCGAAUGUCAGACCUCGCAGAGCAGCAGCACAGGAUGCGCGAUGGAAAUCCCAGCUUAUGCUUGACCCGUAGCGGUCCAAGGAGGGGGGUGUGUGGGGGAUUCUACAGCGCGCAUAGCAACCAUUUAGUUAUGUUAUAUUCUUAGAUAUAUUGCUUUUUAAAGACAACAGACAAUUUUCUCUAUUAAUUAUAUAUUGCUUUAUUCACUUGAGGACUCGAAGUAGCUUAAUUUGUUUUGUUAUGAUAUUAUAUUUACGUACUUGUCUCCUGUUAAUGUGUACGUGAACAAGGUAAAGGAAACUGAUAUUCGUGAUGUAUUUAAAACCUACGCACGACCUUUGUAUCGGUAUAAGCAAAUAUAGGUUCACUGAUUUGACAUGUUGAUUAGCUGAGUAAUGUAAAUUGAGUUAUAAAAGUACAGUAGGGCAGUGUUAGCGUAAAAUGUGUUGAGGAAAGACGUGUAGAUAAAUUGAGAUAUGUUGAGACAAGGCGUACGUUUGAGUUUUAUUUGAAGAGAUUUCUUGGUUCGUGGAGAAGUAUAUAUGUUUCGAGCCAGCGUAAAUGAGAUAGAUUGCGAUCUAUAACAGUUUGUUCUUGAAACAAAAUGACACUGAACUAGCAACGAAAGUAGGGAAAGCUGACAAGGAUGCCAAUUUUACGUGGACUGGCAAGAUACUGCAUUUUUAACACGAGUAUUUAUCGACAACAAGGCAGCCAAGAUGGCGAAAGGUCUUGAUUGGGAGACAUGGAAAACUAAAUUGGAUGAAAAAAUAGCCAAUCGCUUUCGAGCAAGAUACGAUGUGGAUACAAUUUAUCCGCAUAAAAGCGUUUACACUGUACCACAAAGCUAUCCAAACUAAUUUAAUCCACUUUCCUAGGUGAACUAAUUUUGUUCGGAUAGCCGCUCUCAAAUUCGCGCGGAUAGCGUUGGUCUAGUGUAAAAGUGACGCCUAUCUGAACUAAUUUUGAUGCGGAUAAAAUUUAUCCGGAACAGUGUAAACGGGGUCCAUGAAAACGAUAUAGAAAGAAAAACAAAUAUUAACUGAACAAAAGAAUAGUAAUUAAAGUUCAAUUUUUUGUGUCAAAUCAACAAGAAUGAAAUCUUGAGGGAAAUUUUCCUUUGUUUCUUCAAUUUACAGAGAAAAAAACUGUAAACUCGUUAUGUAGCAAUUCGCAUUACCUAUAACACAUUCUAGAUUAAUUAUCACCUCCUUGAGUUGUCUUUGCUUUAACUGCAAAAUGAGCAAAAUAAGUUUGUUGCAACCGCGCGGCAAAACGUUUUCUAGCACAAUCUAAGCUGCCAUAAUCAAAUUUUGCUUGUCGAUUUAUUUAUUCAAAUUUUAAUUAGGCCCAAAAGCAAACUGGGUACAAUUGUUUUAAAAAAUAGAGGAAGGUGAGAAAAGUUUUGGAAAUCUUGUUUAUUAACAAAGUCACCAGCGUUGGCAUCAAAAUAGCCUGCGUGCAGACUUGUCUUCUAUGUGUAAAGUCUACGUGCAGGCAAACAUCAAAUUGGUACCUCGUUUUCUAUGCUCAUUACAGUAAAAAUAAUUGUGCCCACUUGUUAUUGUCCAUAAAAAAUAUGUUGCAUGAUUUAUUGAAAUAUACCAACAAAAGAAGACACAAGCAACAGAAUAUCGAAGGAAAGUCGAUUGUAACUUUAAACUAAAGGCUCAUUUAGUUAACAUUUGACAAGAAACCAAUUUCUUAGUGAAUUUGGAGAUUUUGUAAGCUUUGAGCCAGUGAGAAUGAUAUUAGAAAUGUUUGUGCCAGUGGCGGGGUGGCUAUGUUUUUCCUGGGGUGACCAAGUCGAUUUUUGCGCCUCAUCUAUAUGGUUAACUAAAAGCACGCGUUAUUUGAAGAGGAAUCAAUUUUUGCAACUUGAAUUCAAAAUUUCAUGAAUAAAUUUUGAUUGAAAGUGGGAGUAUGAAUGGAAUAAUUCAAAGUAACAUAACGUAGAGCAAAUGUUUGUUUCAGGUUCCUUGGUUUUUCACUAAAGUUAGCCUUAGUUCAUUUCGCCACUGCUUAUGGGCGAUCUUUUCAGCCUAGUGUCAUCAUAUUUAUGAUGUAUGAUAAACAAACAUGGUUCAAGUUUGUUAUUCUUUAGUAGUUAUUAAAUAGAAGUUCUUUCAACAACUUGAAAAAAUCAAGUAUUGAAUUGUACCAUUGAACCGGACAGAGGCGGCGCGCACGAAAUUGAAUCUUGAGUUGGGCUAAGAAUCAAGUUUAGUGACAUAGGAGGACCCACCAUGGUUUGGAUCCGACGCGGGAAAAAUUUUUUGAAAUCAAGCCUUCCAGAAUGGCUAAAAUGCAUCUCCCAAACAAAAAUUUAACAGAUUACUAUACCGCUCAGAAUAGACAGUUCGACGAUGCUCAGAAAAACAUUGAUUUUUGAUUCUUAGAAAAAAUUUUGGAGGGGAGGAUUCAUGCGUUGGGAAAAGAAAGAAAGGGCGACCUUUGGUUCAGAGUGCACAUCGAUGUUAAUAACAAGAACCUGCUGUAUUGAUUGCCAGGGUGGAUUCCAUAUACUUAGGUCCGAAGAUCUUCGGCGUACACUCAGGAUUUUUUGGCUUUCUGAGUGCAAACUAAUAGAUAAUAUUUUUG